Molecule: messenger RNA, 1364 nt
Organism: Pipistrellus kuhlii (Kuhl's pipistrelle)
Lineage: Eukaryota; Metazoa; Chordata; Mammalia; Chiroptera; Vespertilionidae
Gene: TNFSF13B
Product: TNF superfamily member 13b
Exons: 6
Coding region: 410-1282 (290 amino acids)
Biological process (GO): immune response
Cellular component (GO): membrane
Molecular function (GO): receptor ligand activity; tumor necrosis factor receptor binding
Source: RefSeq, a predicted model, not a curated record
CCCCCUUCCCUGCAGACCCAGUUCUCUCAGCAUGCCAAAAGGGAAGCUUGUGUCACUUAGGAGUUCUCUCUAACCCUAAGUCCCAUCGUAUCAAUAGAUUUAUGGAAACUCGUUUGUGUCCGAAUGCUAUGAGAUGUCAUUAAAAUUCUGAGAAAAACUGAAAGUGAAAUGAGGAAGGCUGGUUGAGCAAUCAGCUGGAAGUGCGAAUGCCAGGAAGACCUAUUGCACGUAGAGGCAGAGAUGCAGCCGUGCGGGGAGAAAAAAAUUCAGGAGAAUUCUCCUGAGGGCACGCGCCAAGCUGGCCGCUGUAGUCAACGUAGGACAUCAACAAACACAGAUAACAGGAAAUGACCCAUUCCCCGUGGUCACUCAUUCUGAAGACCCAAACCUUCAAAGCCCAAGGAGUGAAAUGAAUGACUCCACAGAAGGGAAGCAGGCACGCCUCUCUCCUGGUCUUAAGAGAAGAGAAGAAAUGAAACUGAAGGAGUAUGUCCCCAUCCUCCCCCAGAAGGAAAGCCCCUCCGCCCGGUUCUCUGGAGAUGGCUUGCUGCUGGCCUUGACCUUGCUGCUGGCCCUGGUGUCCUGCUGCCUCACGGUGGUGUCCUUCUGCAGAGUGGCUGCCCUGCAAGUGGAGCUGAAGAGCCUCCGGGAGGAACUGCUGGAGCACCGAGCUGAACAGCUGCCAGGCCCUCCCCGGGCGGGAGCAGCGGCCCCCAGGCCAGCUGUGCAGGAAGCUCCAGCUGCCACCUCGGCCCUGAAAGAGAUCUUAGCACCACCAGCUGCACAAGAAAGCAACUUCAGUCGGAGCAUCAGGAAGAGGCGUGCUGUUCAGGGUCCAGAGGAAACAGUCAUUCAAGACUGCUUGCAACUGAUUGCAGACAGUGACAUGCCUACUAUACGAAAAGGAGAUUACACAUUUGUUCCCUGGCUUCUCAGCUUCAAAAGAGGAAGAGCCCUAGAAGAAAGAGAAAAUAAAAUAUUAGUUAAAGAAACCGGUUACUUUUUUAUAUAUGGCCAGGUUUUAUACACCGAUAGCACGUUUGCCAUGGGACACCUAAUACAGAGGAAAAAAGUCCAUGUCUUUGGGGAUGAAUUGAGCCUGGUGACUUUGUUCAGAUGUAUUCAAAACAUGCCUGAAACACUACCCAAUAAUUCCUGUUAUUCAGCUGGCAUUGCAAAGCUGGAAGAAGGAGAUGAACUUCUACUUGCAAUACCACGUGGAGAUGCUAAAAUAUCACAGGAUGGAGAUGGCACUUUUUUUGGUGCAUUGAAACUUCUGUGACCUACUUAUACCUUGUCUGUGGCUAAUUUCCUCCUUCUCUAUCUAUCUCUAAGGAGAAAGCACUUAACUGGAAAUACCAAAA